GCUACUGCUGUGCUGUGCUGUGUGUGCCAGUGUUUGUUGUGCAGCAAGCCAGUUGGGCUGUCUGCGAGAGAGUGAACAGCUUGUCUCUCUUCCGCUGGAGCACGUGCAGCCCACCGGAGCAAGAUGAACUUUGGCAAGCGGGAUCUUGGUCUGGUGCUCUCAGAGACUAUCGGAGAUGCCGAUACCUUGCGCUUUACCAAGGACUCGAGCGAGCUGAGUGGCAAGCAAGAAACCUUCAAGCCCAAGCGAGACCCUUCCAGGAAAGUCCACAUCCAUCGCGCUGGCCAGCGUCCUGCGGGGGCCAACGAUGAAGAGAAGGUGGAAGCGCCGCCUUCGAAGCCGAGGAAGGGCGAAAGCAGGGCAGCCCUGGAGCGUGCGCGCGCGAAGAUUAUGGAAGAAGGCCGGCCGCGGUCAAUCCGAGAAGCGCAAGUCCUUGACAGCGACAGCGACAGCGAUGACAGUGGGCCUGUCUUCGGAGGUCGUUCGGAUGAUGAAGCCGAUGGGGAUGUGCCCUAUCGCCCUACGGGGGAAGCUGCAGGAGCAGGGCAGGUGGAAGAGGAUGAGGACGACGAUGCCAUUGCAGCUCGCCGGGCGCGCAUCAGGGAGCGGCUAAGGGCCCGGCCAACCGAAGAGGCAGAGGUGCUGGAGGUGGAGCAGGACGAGAUGGCCAAGCCUGAUGAAGAGUCGGAAUCGACGGAGUGGGAGACGGAUACAGAUGCGAGUGACGAGGAAGAAGGGGACGGUGAACAGGUGCUGAAGCCCGUAUUUGUUCCGAAGGCAAGACGAGAGACGGCCGUGGAAAGGGCCAGACUGGAAAAGGAAGAGAAGGAAAAAGAGCAGAAGAGGAAUACAGAGAAGGUGACAGGCUGACUCAAGACGAGGUGUUUGCGGACGAUAAAAGUCCGCACGCACUUGCUUUUUUCAGAUGGCAGUAGAAAUCAUGGUGCGAGAGAGAGAGAGAGAGCACGUCGGACUCUAGGGCCGCGAGCUGGUGUAAGCUGCAUGUGAACAUGUUUGUCGUGCACGAUCUGUGGAGUCCCCUCACACUGUUUGCUGUGGUGCUGCAAUCGACCACAGGAAAACCGGAAACGGGAGACGAGACAACUGGCCGCACAAGUAGUUCGGCGAGAGGAGGAGAUGACAGAAAACCACCUUGGCGACAACGAAAGCGAAGGCGACGCCCCAGACGACGAUGACGACCUAGACGAGGAGCUGGCGUUCGAGGAAUGGAAAGUUCGCGAGCUGAGCCGGGUUAGAAAAGAGAAGGAAGAGCGCGAAAGCGCGAUUAAGGAGCGUGAGGACACCCUCAGGAGGCGGAACAUGACGGAUGAUGAGCGCCGGAUGGAGGACAUGAUGCUCGGGAAACACGUCGGGAAGGACAAAGGCACCAUCAAGUUCAUGCAAAAGUACUACCACAAGGGCGCCUUCUACAUGGACGACGACUCGCUCAAGGUGGAGGACGACGUGCGGCGGCGGAGCUACAACGAGCCAACCCUGGAAGACAAGUUCGACAAAACACAGAUGCCGAAGCCUAUG
Ectocarpus siliculosus is the source of this 1536-nucleotide messenger RNA. The record is from the annotation of a GenBank genome assembly. NCBI's taxonomy places the organism in Eukaryota, Phaeophyceae, Ectocarpales, Ectocarpaceae.